Molecule: messenger RNA, 5940 nt
Organism: Ctenopharyngodon idella (grass carp)
Lineage: Eukaryota; Metazoa; Chordata; Actinopteri; Cypriniformes; Xenocyprididae
Gene: ikzf4
Product: IKAROS family zinc finger 4
Exons: 8
Coding region: 1362-3080 (572 amino acids)
Biological process (GO): regulation of transcription by RNA polymerase II
Molecular function (GO): RNA polymerase II cis-regulatory region sequence-specific DNA binding; DNA-binding transcription factor activity
Source: RefSeq, a predicted model, not a curated record
GCGAUGUCUUUGCCUUAUUGUGAGCUGUCACGUCUCGUUAGCUGGUUAGCAGCGGUGGCUAGCUAGUGUUGCUCCAGACACACAGGAUUGACAUGAUUCCGUGCUGUCAGUCCGACGGUGUGUGUAAAGUUACUAAACAUGCGAGGGAUUGUGCGCGAUAAUCUUAUUCUCGUCGUCAGGCAUUGUUUUCUGGUGUGACUGCAGACAGACAGGGCUGUGUCUGUUAUUGCGUUAAUUAGACUCAUUGACAGCUCUGUGAAUUCAUGAGAUUUGCCUGUUGCAGCUGUGAAUGUUUUCAAGGAGGUCUUACAUUUCUGAAGGCCUGUUUGUUAUUAUUAUGUAUAUCAUAAAGCGGAUAUAAAAUAAUAAGAGUCCAUAUUUAUUAUUUUUAUGAGUCCAUAUGUAUUCAUGGUUUGAAAAAGAAAGCAGUAUGUUGUUUGUCACCUCACAGUAUAAUAUCAUCAGCACCUGCUAUUUAUGAUAUCUGAAUGUGUUUGAACUGCACCCAUUUGUGAUCCAUUUUAACCAUGAAAUAAUUAAAUUAUGAUAUCAGAGGUCUGAAGUCCUUCAGAAGGAGUUUUUGUCUUGUCCCAAAGUGUAUUAUAAUGCAAAAACAAAAUAUUAUUAAUUUAAAUAGUUGUGGAUUAACAAGAAGACUUGGCUUUGACAAUCAUCUUUGGCAUUUUUAAAUAUCUUGCCUGUUUUAAAACAAUGUAUGAUGUAUAGUUUAUGUGUAUAUCAUAAAAAGGUAAUAUUAGUCAACUUUUCGAAUCCAUUAAACAAAUUAAUUUAUUCCCAUUUACGCUGUGCACUACAGAUCAUUUAAUGUUUUAUGAAAAAAAAUACAUUUACCACAACCUUACCACAUCAUAUAGAUCAGUGUGUGUGAGAAUCUUAAUUAAUAUCAAAGAUUUUGGGGGUAAAUUUGAUUUAUAGAUUUAAAUGUAAAGCUGCACAGCAUAAAGUUAAAAAUCUUUGAAACUGGUUCAUCAAAUGCAGGUCAGAUUUGACCGCAAUAUGUGUUGUGUUGCAUUUAAAGCCUAUUUCCAAUACCAACGCAAUAAUAUGUGGAAAUUUCUGAGUAAUAGCAAAUCAUAACAACCCCUACAUUUGGCUUAGUAUCAUCAUUGCUUUAGAUGGCAGCCUGCGUUCUGAUAGGUCACAGGAUAAAGGGAGGGAAGUUUCUUGCAGGCUACGCUUUUCAUUUAAGACAAGAAUUCUAUAGAAUGGACACUCAAUUCGGCUGUUGAGUUAGAAAUGAGAUCUUGACCAGUGUGCAUAUCAAUUAUUCAGCUAGUCAAACCGUGCAACCACGCAGGAAAGGGAGAAAUAACAACUGCAGUAAACCAGCAACUGGUGUGAUGAUGAAUGCUGACGAUUGCAAUGGCCGUUCGUAUAUGUCAGGUAGUGGAGAUUCUUCAACAGAGCGGGAGUUUUUUGCAGGGCUGAGAGGACCCUCCGUGAGCACACCAAACAGUCAACAGUCCUCACCCAGCCGCUCACUCAGUGCUAACUCCAUCAAGGUGGAGCUCUACAGUGACGAGGAGGCAGGUGGUGCUCCACUGGCGGAAAGGAGAGUCGGGGAGAAGAAUGAAGGAUGGAAAGAUGAAAAGGGCGAGUUGGCAGAAGAUGGUGGAGUGGAGAUGGUCGGAGGUACACAAGGGCAGGCUGGGAGCGGCUGCGGAGAGAUGGCCAGCUCUGAGCCCGCAUCUCCCGGUCCCAUUCGGCUGCCCAAUGGGAAACUUAAAUGUGAUAUAUGUGGGAUGAUUUGCAUUGGACCCAAUGUUCUAAUGGUGCACAAACGCAGCCAUACAGUCUUGGUCUCGGUAGGUGAGCGGCCAUUCCAAUGUAACCAGUGUGGGGCCUCCUUCACUCAGAAGGGCAACUUGCUGCGUCAUAUCAAGCUCCACUCUGGAGAAAAGCCCUUCAAAUGUCCCUUUUGUAACUACGCUUGUCGCCGCCGUGACGCCCUGACAGGACACCUCCGCACCCACUCCGUGUCCUCCCCUACAGUAGGGAAGCCCUACAAGUGCAGUUACUGUGGCCGCAGCUACAAGCAGCAGAGCACCCUGGAGGAGCAUCGUGAGCGCUGCCACAGCUACCUACAGAGUCUGGACCACCAGCCUGCUCAUAACACCCAGCCUGCGCAUGGUGAAGAGUCCCAUAAUGUGGAGAUGAUGUCUGAACCCCUGAUCCAGUCCUCCUCGGAGAAGAUGUCCUUCAUUGAUCGGCUGGCCAAUAGCAUCACCAAGAGGAAGAGAUCUACACCCCAGAAGUUUCUGGGUGAAAAGCACAUGCGACUGAAUAUAUCCGAAGCACCUUACGAACUCGACCCCAAUCCUGAUAAAGAAGGGGACAUGUUGCUCUCGCACCCCGACGGUGACCCCGCUGCUUUAGCCGGCAUGGGAGGGCGUUUCCUGCGGGGGCCGAGAGGAGGCAGCAACGAUGUGGAUCCUUCCCGCUCCCUGCGGAUGCCCCCCCACUCCGCCUGCAUCUCAGAGUUCACCCCCGUCAUCAGCUCCGUCUACCCUCAUAUAACCCCUCUAGGGCAGCGUCUAAACUGUGCGGGGGGCAUCUCCAUGGGCCUGGCCGGGAGGGAGGCCGGCGAGGGUCACGAAGAUGCACCCUCCACCCGCAGCCGCGCCGCCUCGCCCAGCAACGGUUACCAAGAUUCAACAGACACUGAGAGCAUGGCGGAGGAGCAGUGCGUCAUCACCUCGGUGCCACCGGGAAACUUGAACCACCGCGGGCGCGAGCGGCACAGUCCUAGUCACGCCAAAGAAACGGACAUGGAGGGGGACAGGGAGAAAGGGAUCCCUGGGGGUUUACCGACCAAGGCGAGCCCACGCUCGCCGCUGACGAGGGAGGCCAUGCAGGUGGUGGACGGGGAAGGGCGGCCGGUGCGCUCCUUCCGCUGCGAGCACUGUCGCAUUUUCUUCCUGGACCAUGUCAUGUUUACCAUCCACAUGGGCUGCCACGGCUUCCGCCAGCCCUUCGAGUGCAACAUCUGCGGCCACCGCAGCCAGGACCGCUACGAGUUCUCCUCGCACAUUGUCCGCGGGGAGCACCAGGUGGGCUGAGGCGGGCUUGUGGAUGGCGGAGGUUGAGACUGGGGGGAGAUGUACAGAGAGUUUGUAUGCUGCUUUGAGAUGGCGUCAUGGCGUCUAGUUCGGUCUGCACCAGAUUGGGGCACAUUAGCACUUGCUUUUAAAUUUAUCAGAUUUUCCGUCGAAGGCUAAUCGCUUAGGUACGAGCAUAAAACGUGCAAUUACAUCCCGUGUUAAGAGGAUGUCAGGAGCAUUCAAACGGGGGACAAGUCAUAUCCUCCGAUUGCACUCCCACACCAAGUCAUUCAUUGCAAGACGCAGCUGUUUUGCUUUAGAAGUGCCUUCCUUCGGUGGGGUUUAUUUUUAUCAGUUGGGAAGAGAAAUUGGAAAUGUGUGAUUAGGUCUAUACCCAUCUGUUUGGUGGCGUUUACAUAGAGUCUGCCUCUUGAGGAGAGAAAGACAUCGAAUUGCUUAGUCUGGAUUGUUUUAUCCAGAGUGGUUUUCCAAAGUUUCUGAGCCUGUUAAACAAGAAAUCUAUGCCUAGGAGUAUUCACACAAACUUUGUGCUCUUUUAGGAUACCUCGGUGGGACUGUUGAAAUUAGGCGACUCAGGGAGGACACUGCUGAGAGAGGGAAUGGAGAGCAAGCAGGGUGAAUUGCAAAACUGAGGCUGGAGUAUUGGUAUGUUAGCCAUAUAAGGAGCACAGACACAUAUUGCCUUAAUCGUUGCUUUAUAUGAACCCUGUACGAGCUAGUUUUUGAAUUGCACAUGGUUUUUAAUGCUGGACGAUUCCGUAGGUACAAUGCAGCCUGAAUUCGGGUAACUUCGAAACAAAGAUACGGCACUCUUGGGUUAGGCUAAGGCUCGGAUAAUUUUAUUUCUUUCUAAAAAUGUAUGUUAAUGUUUUAUUUAAGAAAGGAAAUGAACUUGAAACAUUUGCCUUAGUUUUUGAGUCUACAACCUCUGUCCUGAAGAAAAAAAAAAAAAAAAAACAGUUGGUUUCCUUGUGCCUCAGAUCUUGAUUGUCGUUUCAAACUUUAUCUCGACCUCACCUAAGUGGCGAUAAAGAUUUUGCCUAUCAAAUCUAUUGAGGUUUUUUUAAAAUAGUUUUUGUAGUACGAAUUCCCGCCAUCCAUCCUCUGCCAUGCUGCGAACACAGUGAGCCACAUUAUGUUUUUUAGAUGCGGUAAGACAUGCGGAGGGGGGGAGAGGAGCCUUAAUGUUCUGGUGCAGACCAAACACAGACCCAUGUUGCAUUCCGUGAAUUUGAUGAGGAGUGAAGGGGAAGGGUUGUUACCUCAAAAGGAGGAUUGCACUUUUUCUAAUUCUGCUUAAAUGUGAGUGUUUUUGCUGGGGCUGUUGGGAGGGUUUCGGACAGGCGGGGCGGGACGGGGCGGGAGGGGGAUUUUAUUCAAAGGCUUUAGGGGAGCAGACAGUAAUGACUGGUAACUGAGCUUUGAAACAUAUUCUUUUGUUUUCUGAAAUUGCUCUAUUGCACUGAUUUCUGAUAAAAAUGCUAUUUAGAGAAAACAAGAAACAAUUUGAUACGAGAACACGUUGGUUACAAAGACCAGAUGAACAGUGUGGUGUUUUUAAAAACAAUUCUAUAAAGGCUAUUUUCCUAAUAAUAAAAGGGGUCGCGGUCAUUUAAGGAUUCAGAACUGAACAUUUUCUCCUUGUGUUGUAAAAUUUGGUGCUUGGAUGUUUGUGUGACUUCUGCCCUUGAUAUUGGACUUGUAUCCUGUACGCUUGUCCUGUGUGGUCAUGUCCCAUGUGAGUUCAUGCAUACGGUACUCUCGCUCCCCACUGAGUACAAACUGCUGCUUGAUUUUGAAGGAAAGGACUGAAAUAUUGUUGUAGAGUUACGUACCGUCCUGCCAAGAUAUAUCAUGGCCUGUUUUAUCAGCGGAUCUCACUUGCACAAACUGAAACGAAACUAAAGCACCAAUGAGAGAAGAAUUUUGAAGAAUCUCAAAGAGUUGUUUUGUUCGAUUGCUUGUACAUCUUUACGUGACGUGGGCUGUGGUUAAGGGUACUUGGAUGUUGUAGCAUGUGUGUAUCACUUGACCUUGGAGGUGGUCAGCUGUUUCCAAAACUUGCUUACGUGUAAUCCAGACCCUACAUCUUUUCGGUUACUUUUACAAGAUUUGUAGGCCUCUUAAUACGUAUGCUUGGAUUCACUCCAGUGCAAGCCUACGGAGUACAGUAUGAAUGGAUAGAAGAAGUAAGACCAAAUCCAGUAUUUACAAAGGUUAGUCAGUGACUUUGCACCCUUCAUAGAUUUUUUUUUCUGCAGACAUAGAUUUAUUUACUUGAAAUUAUGGCAAAAACCAUAUAUGACACUUAAUGCACUUAUCGGUCAAAAAGAAAUUAUGUAAUGAAUUCUACCGAGCGUGUGAAUGGGAGAGUUUGCAUGUGUACUCGUUUGUUUGCUGGGGUUCUGCAACUGUUCUGCUUGUGAAAUACUAGCUGCAAUUUUCCCUAUUUCCUCUAAACCAAACCCAGCUCUUUUCUGCACCAUUUCAUACUUCUUAUCCCCAAGGUGUGAUGAACUCAAUAUUUUUAAACGAACUGUGAAGCAACCAUAACGAGCAGCAACUGAGAAAGAGAGACCUAGCAUUUUUGGGGAGGCAGGGAUCAAACUCUCUGUCAUUCUUGGGCUUUAUCCCUGGGUUCAAUGUUUUUAAAUAUUUUGUGAGAAAAAAAAAAUGUAUAUGACAAAGAAAAACUCUUUACCUCAAAUUUGUUAAAAUAUAAAAAACUGCCUCAUGUUCUAUAAAAAGGUGUGUUGGUUUCAAGAGGUAUUGUUUAUUUGAUCUUGUUUUUAAGGAGUGUAACCCAACUUUAAGUUGAAGUAAUUUUUCAUGUCCAAUAAAGUAAUAUUUGUUGUAA